Messenger RNA from Lymnaea stagnalis (great pond snail), 9438 nucleotides. NCBI's taxonomy places the organism in Eukaryota, Metazoa, Mollusca, Gastropoda, Lymnaeidae. The record is from the annotation of a GenBank genome assembly.
UAUCAGUAUUCUGUCAGCACAAACGCUGAUAACAGGUAAACAUAGAGUCAGUCCUACUUACCACCCUACAUUUCAUAUCACUUCAACUGUGAAUUUUUGUGAGGGGCAUUUGCAUCUGUUGAAUUAUGUCUACUGUAGAGGAAAGCGAGGUAAGCUUUGUUAUAAACUACUAUACUCUUAAACUACACGUUUCAUUUUUCUCUAUUCAACUUUCUGUUUUAAAUUUGAUAUUGGACCCAUGACAACAUAGCCUUUUCUCUUUCUAUAGUUAUUUGGUCACCAUUUUCUAAUGUCUCUCUUAAGACUUUCCCCCCUUCCGAACCUUCAUCAUCGCAAAGCUUGCCUUUAGCUCUAAGCCAUUAGCCCCUUAGACUUCUUUAGGUGCUAAAUAAAUAAGUCAAUUUUUCCUGUUUCUGACUUCAAAUGAGGGGCACCCAUGUUUAGGCUCUGCGAAGUACGUCCCCCCACCUUUUUUUCUUUCUUUUCCAAUCUAUGAAGAAUUAUCGUUGAAUUGGUGAGAUUGCGUUUAUUUACAUAAAAAAACUUUGCUGGUUGAUGUUAAGAUGUCCAUUUGUAAGUGCUAGUUGGUUUUAUACAGCAGUUUCACAUUUGACCAGCUGUACUGGUGAUGAAUGGUGUGUUAUUUGCUUGUAUACAGCAGAAUCAGAUUAGACCAAUGUACAGGUGAACAAAUGUGCAUCGAUUGACACACCCACAUAAUCACGAUGGAGGGUGCCACAACUGACGCACAAUAUUGCCACGAUUGACACACAAAGGUGUCAUGAUUGACACACAAAAGUACCCCGACUGACACAGCUACAAUCACGACAUAAUGUAUUGGGUGCAUAGAUUAGACACCAGGAGCAGGUCCAGUAUCUGUCUGAUAAGGAACACGAGAUAGAAGCACCUGACAGAAAUACGUGACAGAGACACGAGACAGAAACACGAGACAGAAACACGAGACAGAAACAAGAGACAGAAAUCCGAGACAGAAACACGAGACAGAAAGAUGAUACAGUCGAAUUUAAGGAGUCAGCCCUUUUUAAGCAUGGUCAGGAACCAUGGGUAGUAAGUCACUGUUUUCGACUUUCAAGUCUUAAACCUAACUCAAAAACGGGUCAUUCGAAACACGUACAUAACUUGGGUAACAUGUACGCAACGUAUCUAUUUAGUGGUGUAGUUCUUGGCGCUGAAGAAAGUAUAAUAUAUAAUUCAAUCCGAUUCUCAAAAUGGUCCACAUAUAGUUGCAGCAGGACCAAUCUAAACCUAAACAUUUACAUUUUCAGGCGUUAAAAAAGUUUAUAACAAAAUGUCGCAAACACAGCAUACGCCAGACGUUACAGUUUUGGAAAAUGUAAUUUGGAAGAUUUACUCGUUGUCAUCUGUGACUUGAUUUAGAAUCUAGGUCGAAUGUCAUUUAUUCGGAAUAAAUAACACACACACACACACACACACAUACUAUUAGCACGUUGAUUCACCACGGUAUGUGUAACGUAAGUGUUCACAGAGAGCACCGUCUUGUUGAAAACAGUGUUCACAUCGCUCACGUGGAUUUUCAAACAUAUCACCGGACAAUGGUUGCUGCGGCCUCCUGCUAAAGUAGACUAAUCUCUCGCUCCAUUCAGGCACAGUUCCGGGUUACCGGAAAUUUGUUUGAAAACAAAUUUCGCCGACGGAAAAUUGAUCGAUGGAAAUUUGAACGAACAGAUAAGUGGUCGAAUUUUGUUUUCAGUUCACAUGAUCUAAUUUUGCGUCAAAUUUCUUUUUGAACGCACUUUACUAUAGAGUAAAAAAAAAUAAUAAUGCGCUCAAAAAGAAAUUUGUCUGGCGACUGAUGUGGUCGUCCAAGUGAAUGUGACUUUAGCCCGAGAACCACACAUUCCUAAAUAAAUAUGGAUAGUACACAGUGGCCAAAAAAUGCUUGACGUCCUGGCUUGCAUAUCUGGCUCUGACCUACGUUGGCCUACUCGUAGUCGGUACGACACUGCUCAAUGACAAACAUUGGACGGAUAUAUCGCUGACGUUCAGUUUCAAAGAUGAAGACGUCGUCGUAGGGGCGAAUGUAGAAUGUGCUGUACAACACAUGCGGGACUCUCCUUUGUCGUAAUUCUCAGUUUUAGAAACAAUUUCUUGCCGACCCAUCUUACCCUACCGCUGAGGCAGUACGCUUUCAGAAUGAAUCAAUUUCUUAAGAAUAGCAACUCCAUGUUACUUGGUGCCUUCUUGUCAAAUCUCUAUCGGAAUCAUUCUGCCACCAAAAAACUCCGACCCCCUUCAUGAACAGUUCCGUUUCAGCGAAAAUACGGCGGUUCUCAAAUUAUAUGCGAGGUUUUUCCUCCGUAGAGAGACACAUUACCUGCAAUAACUGCAAACCCCAACGUCCUUGACCUCCGAGGGAACACGUGACUUAAGUUAUGCACCGUUGGAGCGCACGUACGAGUUCAAAAUGCGGCAGUGUUUCAGUGCUGUUACUUUUAGCGGAUAUCCUAUUAUUAUCGAAUUUGCUGCGCAGCCGUGUGCAAAAUUUCAAUCUGGAUUAAACAAAUCCUCGGUUCAGAGCUGAUUUAUCGGGCUGGGUAUGUACAUUUUAUAUUUUAUUCGACCCUGGGAUGCAAACUGUUUGGGUUAAAAUGUCCGUCUGUUGGCUUAUUUUAAGUAAUACAAGCAAAUUAGGUUUUAGGUAGUUCUUCCAACUGACCCACAAAAUUUGACUGCCAAUGUACUAGAUAUCUCCCUUCAUCAUUCACCGCCCAGCUGCCAACUUUUCUUUCAUAUUUGGAGAGAGCUACUGACCAAGUCAAUAGAUACUGCACUACUCUCUUUAUCUUAUACCUGUAGGCUCGGCGGCUGUGCAAGGUGCUGCGGGAACGCAUCGUAGAGGCAACAGCGGUCAGGCUUAUCAAUGACUUUGGUGGAAUGGAGGGAGCCCUUAGUUUAAUGCUGAAGGGUAAGUUGGUUUUCUAAGAAAAGAUAAACAUCCCAAUGGUCAGUUGGUGGUCUAAGUGAAGGUACACAUGUCAAGGGUAAGUAGGUGAUCUAAGUGAAGGUACACAUGUCAAGGGUAAAUAGGUGGUCUAAGUAAAGGUAAACAUCUCGAGAAUAAGUGGUGAUCUAAGUAAAGGUAAACAUCUCAAGGGUAAGUUGAAGAUCUAAGUAGGGUAAACAUCUCAAGAAUAGUUGGUGAUCUACGUAAAGGUACACAUCUCAAGGGUAAGUAGAUGGUCUAAGGAAAGGGAUAAAUCUAUUCGUUAAGAUUGAUUUGUGGUGUAAUUUUCAGAUUCAACUUUUGGGUAAGAGACUCAUUAGUAUCGAGUUGGACAUUAUUUAGAGAUGGACAUUAUUUGGAGAUGGACAUUAUUUAGAGAUGGACAUUAUUGAGAGAUGGACAUUAUUGAGAGAUGGACAUUAUUGAGAGAUGGACAUUAUUGAACGAUGGACAUUAUUGAGAGAUGGACAUUAUUUAGAGAUGGACAUUAUUGAGAGAUGGACAUUAUUGAGAGAUGGACAUUAUUGAGAGAUGGACAUUAUUGAGAGAUGGACAUUAUUGAGAGAUGGACAUUAUUUAGAGAUGGACAUUAUUGAGAGAUGGACAUUAUUGAGAGAUGGACAUUAUUGAGAGAUGGACAUUAUUGAGAGAUGGACAUUAUUGAGAGAUGGACAUUAUUGAGAGAUGGACAUUAUUGAGAGAUGGACAUUAUUGAGAGAUGGACAUUAUUGAGAGAUGGACAUUAUUGAGAGAUGGACAUUAUUGAGAGAUGGACAUUAUUUAGAGAUGGACAUUAUUGAGCGUUGGACAUUAUUGAGAGAUGGACAUUAUUGAGAGAUGGACAUUAUUGAGAGAUGGACAUUAUUGAGGGAUCGACAUUUUUGAACAUUAAGCAAAAGUCUUUCCACAUUUCCGUACACUUCAAAACAAGGAGCAAAAACUCGUAUUAACACACAAACAAACUCACGUAAACUCUAACAGAUCAUCACACAAACUCACGUAAACUCUAACAGAUCAUCACACAAACGGCACAGACUCUAACAAUUAUACUUUACAACAGGGGUAUCAAACUCGCGGCCCGCAGGCAUUUGCGGCCCGCAAGACGAUAUUUUGCGGCCCGCUACAUGAAAGCAAAGUUAAGUUUUAAUGGGGCCCACGUGUUUUCCCCAUUCUCAUACCUAUAAUGUGACCCUCCGCGAUGGUUUCAGUCAAAUCUCACCGACUGGUCUCAUUCUGAUUUGUAUUAUGUGUAUAUAGAUUUGGACAUUGAUUAUAAUGGUAAAAACCGAUUUGAAAUCGGACUAAAACUUUUUUAUUUUAUAGCAUUUUAUGAGGUCAGUUAAUGGGUAAUUCAUAGCCAUAAUUGUGUAAAUGGUUGCAAUCUGACUUAGAACAGGAAUCAAAGAAUCCGUAUUAAAAUUUGCGCUAGUGUUUAAGAAUUUGGUAAAUUCCGAGCCUGUCAGUUUGAUCACAUUCAAAAUAGUGAUAAUCAAAAAGGCCUUUUCUACGAUAAAAAAAUAAAAAUUCAUUCUCCCUACAAUAACAUCUUUCUUCGCAUCAAUAAUUUAUACAUAUUACCUGCAACUGCUUACUGUUGGAACACGUUUUAGCCUUCAAAGCCUUCAUGGAGAAGGAUGGGGUGGUUGUUCCUGUUCUAAGUGAUUCCAAAUGGGUUUUCUUGCAUUUUCUUGUUAACAUUACACAGGAGAUGAAUGUGCUCAACAAGAAGUUACAAGAUCAAGGAUAGCUUGUCAGUGUUGCCUAUGACAAUGUCAGGAUGUUCUGCACAAAACUUGUGUUAUGGUUCUUUGAGAAACCUGUGCCAUUUCCCAACAUGCAGAGUACUCAUGGACUCAUAAGUAUACUGAUGCCAAUGCAAAGCUACAGGAAGAAUUUCAUCACAUGUUUGCAAACUUCAAAACACACAGAGCCUCUUUUUAACUUUUUGCUGGCCCCUUCUACUUCAAUGUGGAAGAUGCCCCCACCCCCCACACAAUUCUAAGUUCAAGGAAAGACAGACAAGCAUGGACAAUUUACGAGAGCAUUUCACCCUGAGAUUUCCAAAUUGUUCAAGCGGAUCAUAGGUCUUUUGGGGGAGAAAAGCUCUUUUCCACUAUGAACUUUAAAAUGUCAAAGUUCAGGGCCCAACUUACUGAUGAGUACAUUCAAGCUAUACUGAGGGUCUCAGUUGCUUCCUCACUCAAGCCAAAUGUUGCUCAGCCGUGUAAGAGGAAGCGCUGCCGGAUCUCUGGCAACAAUGAGGAGCAGGAAGAUAGUGAAGCCUUAAUGUUUUAAUUUCUUAUUAUAAAAGAUUCAGCAGAUUGUAACAUUUGUACUUAAACUUAAAUGAAUUUGUAAUUUCUUUUUUGUGGAAUACUUGAUGCGGCCCAGUCUCACUCAAACUCUACCUCCUUCGGCCCCAGUGUGAUUUGAGUUUGAGACCCCUGCUUUACAAAAUAUACUUACAAGCACGCCAACACGUAUGCAUUAGUAAAUAUAAGUUAUUAAAGUGAGUAAUUUAAUUUCUAUACCAAUUAUAAAGGAAACAUUCUCUUGUUCUGUUUCAGAUGAUGAAGAGACACACGCGUACCUCCAACAGGUAAAUUAGCAAGACUUGAGGUGAACAUGUCUUUGACUGUGUCUUACAUAGGUGGCUUGUGCGUCCGUUGCACAUUUCACAACAAACGACUUGUUAUAAAGCUGAUGGUAGCUCGUUACAUAACGCUUUUUAUAAAGCUGAUGAUAACUCGUUCUAUAAAUCUUGUUAUAAAGUUGAUGGUAGCUCGUUACAUAACGCUUGUUAUAAACCUGAUGAUAACUCGUUCUAUAAAUCUUGUAAUAAAGUUGAUGGUAGCUCGUUACAUAACGCUUGUUAUAAAGCUGAUGAUAACUCCUUCUAUACAUCUUGUUAUAAAGUUGAUGAUAGCUCGUUACAUAACGCUUGUUAUAAAGCUGAUGAUAACUCCUUCUAUAAAUCUUGUUAUAAAGUUGAUGGUAGCUCGUUACAUAACGCUUGUUAUAAAGCUGAUGAUAACUCCUUCUAUAAAUCUUGAUAUAAAGUUGAUGGUAGCUCGUUACAUAACGCUUGUUAUAAAGCUGAUGAUAACUCCUUCUAUAAAUCUUGUUAUAAAGUUGAUGGUAGCUCGUUAUAUAACGCUUGUUAUAAAGCUGAUGAUAACUCCUUCUAUAAAUCUUGUUAUAAAGCUGAUGGUAGCUCGUUCUAUAAUCGUGUUAUAAAGCUGAUGAUUAAUCGUUAUAUAAAGCUUGUUAUAAAGCUGAUGGUAGCUCGUUCUAUAAAGCUUGUUAUGAAGCUGAUGAUUAAUCGUUAUAUAAAGCUUGUUAUAAAUCUGAUGGUAGCUCUUUCUAUAAAGCUUGUUAUGAAGCUCAAAAUAGCUCGUUCUAUAAAGCUUGCUAUAAUGCUGUUGACACCACCUUCUCCAAAGUUUGUUAUAGAGCUGAUGAUAACUCGUUCUCUACAGCUUGAAAAUAUGUUUUUAAAAAGAUCUCCAGUCCAUAACUCCGUUUGAUUUUUCAUAUUGUAGUGAGUCCUGCUUGAAGCAAAUAGUGGUGUCACAGCCUCCUCUCUCGUGCGACUACUCCAUUAUCUUGGCUGAUAUCUAAGUUUCAAUAGGUUACCCCACCCCCACACACACAGUAUUGCAAGGCUUCUCUUAGUGCUUUCUCACUUGGUUGGCGUCCAGUGCAUGGUUGCUUUAGCUGUUGCUGCUGCGGCUGGAGUGGAACACGGCAAUUAAGCAUUGAUCAGAGACUGUCAUUUACAUAUUCUGUCUCUUCUCCCCUGUUCUCUACAACACCUCGGUACGCGACUCUGAGAUUUGAACCAUUCAAAAUUGAUUAACAUGAUAGGGUUUCAUUCAGGGGGCGAAGUAAGACAUUGUGGCGCCCUGGUGGAGUUCGAUUUUCCCCCCUCCCCCCACCACUCGAAAUAAUAUAAUGAUUUUGGCAAGUUAAACUUGUAAACAACGAGCCUCGAAAUAGAGCUGACCGUGCCAUAUGCACUCACUUGCCCGGGAACCUGCAAAUAGCACCACAUUUUCUUCAGGCCAUGGAUCUGUGUUAUAUUCUAUUUCACCGCUUAAAGAAAAGUCCCUUUGGUCGGAUGCUUCCUGCACCUAGCUAUUGUACAACAUAACUUAAGGACACCAAGCUAUUGUACCGCUUAAAGAAAAGUCCCUUUGGUCGGCUGUCUGGGGGUGAAAAAAAAGAGGGGGGGGGAGAGAGAGAGAGAGAGAAAGAAGGCGCAAGUAAUCCCGAGCCAAACCAAAGUUCGGGCAGGGAUCUGGGGAAGAGGGGGUUCAUUGAGCCCCCUCUGGCAAAACUUUUUAAUAAAUUCAAAAUACAUGGAUUCUAUUUUAGCGUAUUUUUGGUUAAAAUUUAGUUUUGCAUCAAUUUACACUUAAAGCUGUCUAUGGGGGAGACCGACGAGUUUCUGUUUAAUGCUGGAGCAGUGGACCAGCCCAUUAUUUAUCUUGUACAUCAUGGAGAGCCUGGAUAGUUAUCAUUUUUCCUCUAACUGUGACCAGGCCAUUGACUUCUUUGAUAAAUACACAAAUACACUUCAUUGACUAAAACGCUUCAUUCACAAAAAACAAUUCAUUGACAAAAACACUUCAUUGACAAAAAUACAAUUCAUUGACAAAUACACUUCAUCAAGUACAAUUCAUCGACAAAAUAUUUCAACAGUCAAUUUUUUCCCGUCACAAAUAGUCAAAACUGAAAAGGAUCCAUUGGUUCACGCUAAUCAUCUACCUUUUAUAAACACUCGCUAUUUCAACGUAAUCAACCAUUUUGUUUUGACUAAAUCCCUUUAGGAUCCUGACCAUGCAGUAUGCUCAGCUAUUGAUUCACUAAAUUUAGCACAAGAGCUAGACACCGGAAAUGAAACCACACUGAGGCUAUUCGCGUGCGCAAGUUGCAAAAGAUCAUGGUGGAAGAGGGUUCUCAAAAAGAAAGAGGUAAGCAGUGAUUGAAAUGACUGUCCCAGCGGGGUAAGGCAAUAAUUCAUUAUCUGAUCUUCCAGGGGCGGAAACAAAACAAAUAUACCACAAUUAGCCACUGGAAUAGGGACAUUUUUUUAAAAUAAAGAUUUUUGUUUCAUUUCUAAAGAUGUUCAGCUUGAUGAAGAACGCGUGCAACAAUGUCACAUUAGCUUCAUACUUAAACACACUUAUGUUUUAUAAUCUAUUUUAGAUAUCGUCUGCACCACAUUUAUUGUAACCACGCCCACCUUUCUCCGUUGAGUCCAUUUUCACCUUGUUUUAUCCUAGGUGUCCAAAUGCAAGCAGUGCAGUAAAAAGUACGACCCUAUCCCUAGAGAUAAAGAAUGGGGAAUCGGUAAAUUUCUUUGCGAAUGUGGAAAUGAAUUCACGUAAGUAGCAAAUAACACCUAACUCCAUUUUUUUCCCCGAGUUGCACUUUCUUCAUGCAUUUCGUUGCGUACAAGUUAAACCUUUGAUGACAGGUGCUGUAACCUCGUCUAUUUGCAGCUGUUAACGACCUUUCCUUGUAUUCCUGAUAAUUAACGUUUUCUAUAUUUGUCUCUUAUUAGGCCUGCAGUGUGUUCUAAAAUUCUAAGUGAUUUUGAAAACAAUUUAUUUAAAAAAAAAAAAAAAAUUAAUUUAAAUUCUCUUUUUUAAAUAACACUUAUGAUAACGAUGUUUCUAGCAUAGAAAUGAUUAUUGAAAUUCGAAAACUAUUUGUGAAAGAUCUGCUUAGAGAAACUUUACUAAAUGUCACUAAUAUAUUGAUCCUUUUAUUUUUCUGAUCUAUCAUUAUUUGACUAGGUAAUCACUUACUGAUUUCAAAAUAUCCAUGAACAGGCAAAUAGAGAUAUCAGCUCAUUUUUUUUAUUUCUUGCAAUGCUAGCUAGCAUUACUGAGAAUUGUUUAUCUCCAGUGUUCAUUUGGUAAGAUGAGUUUCACAAAGAGUGAAUGUAACAAGUGUCGUAUUGUUUAUCCCCAGGGGUUUUGGUGAGAUGAGUUUCACAAAGAGUGAAUGUUACAAGUGCCAUACUCUCGUGCCCAUACACCAUAUGCUGCCACCCAGAAGAAAUCGUCAGAGGAAAACCCAAGCUCCCCAUUCUUGUAACGGUGUUGACUGCAUGUAAAUACUGGCUGGAAUCUCAUUGAAUACACCAUAAUUAAACACCAUCAUUAAACACCAUCAUUAAAUACCAUCAUACAAUUCCGUCAUUCAACAUCAUCAUGUCCAAUGGUUAAUGUUCACGACAAAAUGUUACAAACAUUAUGUAUUUUUAAUUACAAUCACAUAUAUUAGCAGUUUCCUAAUGUAAUUUAAAUGCAGAGACAUAAUAUUGUAUAAAGCCGGGCUAUUUGUAGACUAUAACAACAAUACAUUUCCACAGUGGCCAUCACUCACAUCACAUUCCAGGUGUCACAUCUAAUAUAGUAAGUACAUUUGUUCUAGUGUAA